CAUAUCCGGCCAGUUGGUAGAAGAAACUCUUGUUAAUAUUGUCAAAGAGAGAUGGGGCGCAGCAGUGUAAUGAGGAGGAGCAGAUGCAGAUUGAUGAACUGGGCGGCCUCUGAUACGAGGAGGAGGAGCAGAAGCCAGCAGCAGGCAUUCUCAACCUCCUCCUCCUCCGAAACUGGAAAAUCACUCAACCUCUACUCUGCCAUCAACCAAGCGCUCCACAUCGCCUUGGAAACUGAUCCACGUACUUAUGUAUUUGGAGAAGAUGUGGGCUUCGGUGGGGUCUUCCGUUGUACCACAGGCUUGGCUGAUCGCUUUGGUAAACAAAGGGUUUUCAAUACCCCUCUUUGUGAACAGGGCAUUGUAGGAUUUGGUAUUGGUCUCGCAGCUAUGGGCAAUCGAGCUGUUGCAGAAAUCCAAUUUGCAGAUUAUAUUUUUCCCGCUUUUGAUCAGAUUGUCAAUGAAGCUGCAAAAUUCAGAUACCGUAGUGGAAACCAAUUUAACUGUGGAGGCUUAACCAUAAGAGCGCCCUAUGGAGCUGUAGGCCACGGUGGACAUUACCACUCACAAUCUCCUGAAGCUUUUUUCUGUCAUGCUCCUGGUAUCAAAGUGGUCAUUCCUAGAAGCCCACGACAAGCAAAAGGCUUAUUGCUUUCCUGUAUACGCGAUCCAAACCCUGUUGUGUUUUUUGAACCAAAGUGGUUGUACAGAUUAUCAGUAGAAGAGGUUCCUGAGCACGAUUUCAUGUUGCCGUUAUCAGAGGCUGAGGUAAUACGAGAGGGCAAUGAUAUAACACUUGUUGGGUGGGGAGCUCAAUUAUCUGUAAUGGAACAGGCCUGUCUAGAUGCUGAAAAAGAUGGAAUUUCAUGUGAACUGAUAGACCUGCGUACUCUGAUACCUUGGGAUAAGGACACAGUAGAGGCUUCUGUCAAAAAGACUGGAAGGCUUCUUAUUAGUCAUGAAGCUCCAGUUACUGGAGGAUUUGGUGCCGAAAUAGCAGCUUCAAUUGUUGAAAGUUGCUUCUUGAGGUUAGAAGCACCAGUCUCAAGAGUAUGUGGUCUGGAUACCCCCUUCCCUCUUGUGUUUGAACCUUUCUAUAUGCCCACAAAGAACAAGAUAUUGGACGCAAUUAAAACAACUGUAAAUUACUAGUACUGUAAAAUUGCAAGCAUGCUGCUUUCUCUCUCUUCCUAGGCUAGGGGUUAUUGCUGCAUAAUCGUCUUGCAAAUAAAAUAAGAUGGGAGUGUGGGAAUAAUGUAGCAGUAGCCGGUAUGCUGGAGAUUAUGACGGGACCAUGAUUUACCACAAUAGUGUGCGCGCGUAGUGAAUGUAAUGGGGUGGCUUUUGAGUGCGACAACAAGCAUAAGCUACCCCUUGCGGCCUUGGCUAAUGAUAUUCUCCAAUAAAGCGCACAAUGUCUUUACCAAGAUUAGACGAUACGAGCAAGACUGCACGUAAACUAUCCAUUGAUUCCUUAUAUACUCAAUUGAUUGGUUACUCAGUUUUAUGUCCAAGACUGGAGAAAAAUCAAGAAAUUGGAAUUUGUUUUAUCA
Rosa rugosa (rugosa rose) is the source of this 1550-nucleotide messenger RNA. RefSeq names its product 2-oxoisovalerate dehydrogenase subunit beta 1, mitochondrial. The transcript is spliced from 13 exons. Lineage: Eukaryota; Viridiplantae; Streptophyta; Magnoliopsida; Rosales; Rosaceae. Gene Ontology annotation, biological process: branched-chain amino acid catabolic process; response to nutrient. Gene Ontology annotation, molecular function: catalytic activity. Bases 52 to 1149 code for a protein of 365 amino acids. The record is from RefSeq and is a predicted model, not a curated record.